AUGUUUGCUGUCAGACGCUCAGCGGCUCCCGUGAGGCAGCUGCUGCGUCAACAGCCGCGCCGCUUCGAGUCGCAUGCCGCACACGAUCACCAUCACCAUCACCAAGGACCAGUGAACGAGAGCUUCGGCCCAAGUUUCUACGUCGCCGUCUCAACCUUCGCCGCCAGCUUCCUGCUAUACCGCAUCAGCAAGGCUUCCGAUGACUCCUUCAUUUCCCGUCUCAUCACCAAAUACUCGCCUGACCAGAAGGUGUUUGAGGAGCGAAAUGCCAUUCACACUGCUGCCUUAGAGCAGGCUGCUGCUGACCGUCAUUUGUUCGUUGGUGCAACUCGUCAGGAUUAUGUCGAUUUGAGGAGCACUGAGGUGUUCAACGCCGGAUCACCAUUCAAUGUCGCCCCUGGCUCCCAGGCUGACCUCAGCAAAAUUGCUGCCCACUAUCACCAGAAGAACCAAGACCUUGAGGUCGACCGGGUGGCGCGGAUGAAAGAUGGAAAGGUUGUCAGCAUAUUUGACUAG
This is a messenger RNA of Talaromyces marneffei, 516 nucleotides long. RefSeq lists its product as uncharacterized. The coding region runs from base 1 to 516 and encodes 171 amino acids. Gene Ontology annotation, cellular component: mitochondrion. The transcript is spliced from 3 exons. Lineage: Eukaryota; Fungi; Ascomycota; Eurotiomycetes; Eurotiales; Trichocomaceae. The record is from RefSeq and is a predicted model, not a curated record.